Messenger RNA from Talaromyces amestolkiae, 1131 nucleotides. RefSeq lists its product as uncharacterized. The record is from RefSeq and is a predicted model, not a curated record. NCBI's taxonomy places the organism in Eukaryota, Fungi, Ascomycota, Eurotiomycetes, Eurotiales, Trichocomaceae. The transcript has 3 exons. Bases 1 to 1131 code for a protein of 376 amino acids. Gene Ontology annotation, molecular function: zinc ion binding; oxidoreductase activity.
AUGUCUCGUGAAACAACCGCCCUAGUACUCAGGGAGGUCAAUGGCCCCUUCACCUUAGAGCCCAUCAAAGUAGAUGCUUUGAAGUCGCAUGAGGUAUUGGUUGAGAUUCACGCUGUCGGCCUGUGUCAUACCGACUUGUCAUGUGAUACCGACUUGUCAUGUGCAACCGGGGUUCUACCAGCAGUCACMCCAGCCGUAUUUGGUCACGAAGGCGCCGGAGUAGUGGUAGAAAUGGGCUCUGAGGUAGAUGAAGCUAGCGUCGGCGACAAAGUGCUUCUCAGCUAUGCCUUUUGCAAUAACUGUAAACAAUGCAAAGCAGGUCGCGCGCCUUACUGUGACUCCAUGAUGCCUCUCAACUUUGGCGGGCUACGUGACGAUGGUAGCUCAGGUCUCGCUCUAAAUGAUGGAUCUGCUCUCCGGGCGCAUUUCUUCGGUCAGAGUUCCUUUUCGAGACUCGCUGUCGUGCAUCGCAAAUGCAUUGUCAAGGUUCCUCAGGAUACUCCUCUUGAUCUGUUUGCUCCUUUGGGUUGCGGUUUACAAACUGGUGCUGGAUCAAUACUCAACACACUCAACGUCCAGGAGGGAAGUACCGUCGCAAUAUUUGGCGUCGGAUCAGUCGGUUUGAGUGCGAUAAUGGCAGCACGUAUCCGCAAAGCCAAAGAAAUUAUUGCCGUCGACAUCCAGCCUUCGCGAUUAGAGCUUGCGAAACAACUGGGGGCCACUAGUACAGUAAACAGUGCCGAGGUCGAUGCUCUUCAAGAGAUCCGCCGAAUUGUUCCUCCUAGUGGCGUCCAUUAUGCACUUGACUGUUCUGGUGUGUUGAAAGUGAUUGAGACCAUGGUUGAUUCUCUGGGGCCAUGCGGUCGUGCAUGUUCAGCUGGUGCCCCUACUCCGGGGAAGAGGGCGUCUAUUGACGUUUUUAGCCAUCUUGUUAUGGGUAAAGAAUAUGUCGGAUGUCAUCAGGGAGGGUCAAUUGCCAAAGAAAUGAUCCCAUAUUUGAUCGACCAACACAAUAAAGGACAGUAUCCGCUAGAGAAACUUAUCGUCAAUUAUGAUAUCCAAGACUUUGAGCGAGCUAUCAAGGACACGAAGAGUGGGAGCACUAUCAAGGCGGUGCUGAAGUGGACAUGA